AUGGAUCCUCCUCCAGCUCCUCCGUCAGACGUCCCACCGCCGCCGCCUCCUUCAGAAUAUGUCGCCGCUCCACCGCCGCCCGUGGCCGAUGUGCCCCCACCACCAGCUCCAGACACCAACGACGAAGAACUCGGGCCCUCGAUCGUGUCAUCAAAGAAGCAAAAGAAAGGAUGGGGUUCCGUCAAACCAAAGAGCCAACCGCUGGAUAUCGAGGAGAUCCUGGCAAGGAAGAAGGCCGCAGACGCAGCCGCCUUGAAGCCAAAGUUCUUGUCGCGUGCCGAGCGCGAGAGGAUAGCACAAGAGAAGCGUGAGAAAGAGGAGGCAGACGCANAAAAGAGGUCAGACGUCGAACGCGACACUUUCUCAAAGCCACAGUCGAACGGAAGUCAUGCUCAAAUCAACACUGGUAACCAUCGCUCCAUGGACGGUCGCCCGGCUAUCCCUACUGGUCCCAGGAGUCUACGAGGAGGCCAACCCNCGUCAGGUCCCGCUGGCUGGAGAAACAAGGACCAACACAACAGAGGCUACGAUAUGGUUUCCACCACCGCCUCCCAAGCAGAGCGCCAUCAUCAGCGGCAACCAGACUGCAAAGAAACUCUCCGCAGAAGAAGCUGCCCAAGCCUCCAUCCGUCAACGCUACAUGGGAGCCGAACAAAACCAAUCAAACUUCUCGGCAAAGAAGAAACGCAAGCGAACCNNACCGAGAAGAAGUUCAACUUUGAGUGGAACGCAGAGGAAGACACAAGUGCCAACACCGACCCACUAUACAAGGACAGAGCUGCUCCUGCUGCAAGACUGGGUGGUUAUGCAGAUGGAGACGAGACGGCUGCCGAGAAGUACGCAAAACUGCUCCAAGAGCGCGAUCCCGAGACUGGCAAGCAACGAGCACAGCAGAUUCUGGAAAUGAAGGAACGACAAAAGGCUUACGAGAGUCGCAACGCCAUCGACAAGCACUGGAGCGAAAAAGAACUCACCCAGAUGCGCGAACGAGACUGGCGUAUUUUCAAGGAAGAUUUCAACAUUGGCACAAAAGGUGGCUCCAUCCCGAAUCCUAUGCGUUACUGGCAAGAGUCUGGUUUGCCUAAGCGACUAUUGCAGGUUAUUGACCAAGUCGGCUACACGGAUCCUNCGCCUAUUCAACGAGCAGCUAUUCCAGUUGCUCUGCAGGCUCGUGAUCUGAUUGGUGUUGCCGUCACUGGCUCCGGUAAAACUGCCGCCUUCCUCCUACCUCUCCUUGUCUACAUCUCCGAGCUGCCUGCUCUGAACGAGCUUACCAAAAACGACGGUCCCUACGCCAUCAUCCUUGCACCAACCCGUGAACUGGCACAACAAAUUGAAAUCGAAGCGAAGAAGUUUGCAACACCGCUAGGCUUCACUUGUGUGUCCAUUGUUGGUGGUCACUCGAUCGAAGAACAAGCCUACAACCUGCGCAACGGAGCUGAGAUCAUCAUCGCCACCCCUGGUCGUCUAGUCGACUGUAUCGAGCGCCGCGUCCUUGUCCUCUCACAGUGCUGCUACAUCAUCAUGGAUGAAGCCGAUCGCAUGAUCGAUCUGGGUUUCGAAGAGCCCGUCAACAAAAUCCUCGACGCCCUCCCCGUAGGCAACGAAAAACCAGACACGGAAGAAGCAGAAAACAGUCAAGCCAUGCAAAUGCACGUUGGCGAACGAGGUCGCUACCGUCAAACAAUGAUGUACACAGCCACUAUGCCAGCCGCCGUCGAGCGCAUCGCAAGAAAAUACCUCCGCCGCCCUGCAAUCGUGACAAUUGGAAAUGUCGGCGAGGCAGUCGACACAGUCGAGCAGCGCGUCGAGUUUGUAUCCGGCGAAGACAAGCGCAAANACCGACUCCGGGAAAUCCUUUCGAGCAGGGAGUUUGCACCUCCGAUUAUUGUCUUUGUCAACAUCAAGCGCAACUGCGACGCCGUGGCAAAAGACAUCCAACGCAUGGGCUAUUCAGCCGUCACUCUGCACGGUUCAAAAACGCAAGAGCAGAGAGAAGCAGCACUCCUCUCCGUCCGCGAAGGCAAAACAGAAGUCCUCGUCGCAACCGACUUGGCAGGUCGUGGUAUCGAUGUCCCCGACGUGUCUCUGGUUGUCAAUUUCAACAUGGCUACAAACAUUGAAUCCUACACCCAUCGUGUGGGUCGUACUGGUCGUGCUGGAAAGUCUGGUGUUGCGAUUACGUUCUUGGGCUCAGAGGAUAAUGAUGUUCUUUAUGAUUUGAAGCAGAUGCUGAGUAAGAGUGCCAUCUCGAGGGUUCCAGAGGAAUUGAGGAAGCACGAGGCAGCGCAGCAAAAGAGUCAGAGGGGAGGCAAUAGGAAGCCUGUAGAGGAGAGCAGUGGGUUUGGCGGUAAAGGUGGUGGAUGGGCAUAA
This is a messenger RNA of Aureobasidium vineae, 2373 nucleotides long. The record is from the annotation of a GenBank genome assembly. NCBI's taxonomy places the organism in Eukaryota, Fungi, Ascomycota, Dothideomycetes, Dothideales, Saccotheciaceae.